Carassius auratus (goldfish) is the source of this 718-nucleotide messenger RNA. Its product is annotated as COMM domain-containing protein 6-like. Gene Ontology annotation, molecular function: NF-kappaB binding. The coding region runs from base 78 to 677 and encodes 199 amino acids. NCBI's taxonomy places the organism in Eukaryota, Metazoa, Chordata, Actinopteri, Cypriniformes, Cyprinidae. The transcript has 7 exons. The record is from RefSeq and is a predicted model, not a curated record.
CUUGCAUUUAAAGACUCGCUUUUAACAUAUGGUGAAUGCAGUAGUCAUAUUGUAAAUAUCGCGAUAGGUUUUCGAAGAUGUUAGGACUGGAUCUGUCCACUAGUGUGGAUGGUGUCGUCGAAACAAUCGAAAAGCUCCCAAUAGACUUGUUUGCAGAAACGCUUCAGUCAAUCCUGGUUUAUCUUCAGGAUCAGAACAGAGCAGUAGAUUUGAUUGAAACCUGUGAUAAAUUUCAUAGAGUUGGGAUAAACCUUGAUCAGAAAGCUGUUCAAGAUAUUAUAAAACUGAUGACAUACUAUUUUAGGUUAGCUGCAAAGAGCAAUCUCAGUUCGGAUGUCUUGGUCAGUAAAUUGACUGAAUGCAGCAGUAAAUGGUCCAAAUCUACGCUACCGGUGGUGCACCAGCUUUGGACUGAACGUGGUGCUCUUCUACAUGCACAUCAGGAGGUCCUGAAUAUGGCUAGUAUUGGACAGCUUGUAGAUAUUCAGUGGAAGCUUGGAAUGGCAGUGAGCUCAGAUACCUGUCGGUCCCUCAACUCCCCGUUCAUCUCUGUUCUGAUGAAAAUUGCAGACACAUCAGGAAAGAUGUCAUAUAAAUCUUUUGAGAUGACAGUUCAGCAGUUUCAGAACUUCUACAGGCAGUUCAAGGAAAUGGCCUCUGUUUUGGAGACUGUUUAAUGUUUUUCUGCAUGUGAAUUUUACAGCAGUGAUUGUGAACC